Molecule: messenger RNA, 357 nt
Organism: Ectocarpus sp. CCAP 1310/34
Lineage: Eukaryota; Phaeophyceae; Ectocarpales; Ectocarpaceae
Source: the annotation of a GenBank genome assembly
GGGGCUGGAGAAGUUGUCGGUGCGGGGGGUGGGGAGGUGAUGGCGCCGCCGCCCUACUCGGAGUUUUCGUCGCAUUUUGGAUCGCUUCAAGAGUGUGAGGUCGUCGUGGACUAAGCGAGGCAGCGUACCAUCUUGGCAAGGCAAAGAUGCUGUUCAUCGAAGUACAUUCCGCGAAACCAGCGCGACAGAUGGACAUCAGAGACAUGUUGAGAUGAAACAUGAUCGGUAACACGCGACAGAAGCAGAAUGAAGUCACAAGCAGCGCGAGGUUCUUUGCCACUUGGGCGUUCACGAACUCUCUCCGUGCCAUGCAGGGGUGUUUCAUUAUUGUCUUUUGGGGGACGUUGCCAUAACGUU